GUCUUCGGGCGGGGAAGACGAAGACCGAAGAUCCAACAGUUCAGUCGACGAGGAGACGCCGCGUUGCGAGGAUCAACAGGUGCGAGUAAACGCCUGUCGUUUGAGAAGCAUGGGGAACAUUUACGUCUGCAGCCUGCUCGUCACACUCGCUGCGCUGCUCGUUGUAGUGCAAUGUGGCGACAUAAUGCGCAAAAGCAUCGUCUUCGAUAAGAAUACUCCGGAUGUGUUUUAUUGUCCGCAACACAAGCCUAUUGGUUUCGAGAAAAUGCUCGUCAAGGCAAGACCGCUUUCCAGGCUCUGUCAAUUCGAGGGUCGUCCGAUACCCGAGGAUUACAAAAGCGACUGUUACAACGACGUGGACGAGACCGAGUAUGCUUGCAAGGAGAAGUACAGAAUCAUGAUGAGGCUUCAUCCACCGGGAAGUAACACACCUUAUAACGGGACACGUCUAUCCAAGUUCCUGGCCUUCGAUAAAGAUUUACCGUACGCGCGAAAGAAGAAUCAAGUGUAAGAAAGCGGCUGCAUCCAAGGACAUCCAGAGGCCUUGUGUUAAUGUUAAAAAAACGUUCAUACGAUGAACACAUUAGUUAUGUUAUUAAUCUUAUAUGUCGAGAAUGCAACUAAGAAAAAUUCGCCGAGUUCCUGUAAUCCAAUUAAUGAGUACUGCGUCCCAUUUUCGAUUGGGUCGGAUCCGCUGUUGAUUUAUGUUACCAUUUACUCAUAAUACUUGUGUU
Molecule: messenger RNA, 734 nt
Organism: Atta colombica
Lineage: Eukaryota; Metazoa; Arthropoda; Insecta; Hymenoptera; Formicidae
Exons: 4
Coding region: 110-511 (133 amino acids)
Source: RefSeq, a predicted model, not a curated record